This is a messenger RNA of Oryzias latipes (Japanese medaka), 2653 nucleotides long. The record is from RefSeq and is a predicted model, not a curated record. NCBI's taxonomy places the organism in Eukaryota, Metazoa, Chordata, Actinopteri, Beloniformes, Adrianichthyidae.
UCACGGGUGACGUUGGUUACGUUUCGUUGCGCCGCGCCGCGCCAAUCUGCUUUCUGGUGCGCGUGAAUUUCUGCCAGUGUUUUCUUGACGUCUUUGUGUUGUUAUCUAUUCCGAACACGAAAAAGAGCUCCACACCGCGACCGGACGAAACCCAACAGGUCAGACAUGGGGGCUUUGCUAUCCCGAUGGAAGACUAAACCAACCACAGUUGAGCAACUGGAGAAUCUGGACAAGGAGAUCAAAGAGCUGGAAGAGUUCAGAGCCAAAAACCAGCGUUUGCAAAAGCUGUGGGUCGGACGGCUGCUUCUGUACUCGUCCGUCCUCUACCUCCUCACCUCUCUGCUCGUCUAUUUCCUCUACUUUCCUGAAGAAUGGUCACAGAGAGUAGCCAUGACCCUGCCCUUCUUUGUUUAUCCUGUGCUAGUCUGGGCGAUAAGGAAGUUUUUGAUUUUCCUCUUCUCCAAACGCACAGAGAGGAACAAUGAUAAACUGGAAGACUUGAAAGCUGCUAGGAAGAAGAUCCUGGAGGACGUGAUGGAAACGGAGACGUACAAAAACGCCAAACUGAUCCUGGAGCGCUUUGACCCUGACGCUAAGAAGAAAGCUGAACUGGAGUCGACUCCGGUGCGUCCUCAAAUGACUCCCAGACCCGGUCAAGGUAACCCCCCCCCCAAUGUUCUAACCCCAAGCGAAGGCCUGACGACUUUUCUAAAAGAUCAGAUGUUUCGAGCAGAGAUCCGACAGAGGGGGGUUCCAAUGAGACCAACACCGAUGGGCACCCCCGUUUCAAUGGCCAUGACCCCCCCACCUGGAGCACGGCCCCCACUGGGACCAGGAGGAACACCUGUGGCUCCAGGAGGACCGCCGGAGAAAUGCACCCCCUCCACCUCCAUCCACCACGGAGCGGUGCUGAGGACCGCCUGCUCCCCCGUUCCAGGAGUAGGCAUGCACCCCCCAGGUCCUCCCUUAGCCAGACCCAUCCUUCCCAAAGACAGAGGAACUCUGGAUAGAGUUCUGGAGUUCUUGGUAGGAGAUGGACCACAGAACAGAUACGCUCUGAUCUGUCAGCAGUGUUUUUCUCACAACGGCAUGGCUCUAAAGGAAGAGUUUGAGUAUGUUGCUUUCCGUUGUGCGUAUUGCUACUUCAUGAACCCGGCGAGGAAGACUCGGCCUCAGGCUCCCAGACUCCCAGAGUUCAGUUAUGAGAGGAAGCUCAGAGCAGAGCUGCGCUCUCCAGGACCUGUUCAGCGCCCUGGGACAGAACCGGAGGAUAGCGCGCCCCCUUCUGGAGAUGAGAAGGAAAUGGAAGAAGAGGAAGGACAGAAAACGCCCACAGAGACUGAGAGCCAAUCCGAGGGUCAACCGGAGCAGCAGCAGCCGCAUGACGAGGAGGAGGAAGAUGAGGGUCGGGGUCAGGAAGAGGAAGAACGUCGCUAUGAAGCACCAGAGACGGAAAGUGGAGAGUUGUAGUGUCAGAGUCUGGAUGAAGAUGAAGGUGUCAGCGUUCUGCUAGUGCUUUGAUGGGGGGUGUCAGAGAAAAGCAUCUCUGACAAUAAAGGUUUGAUAAUAAAUGUUCACAUUAGUGCUUGAUCUGCUGCAGUGUGCUGAUGAUGAGGAGGAGAGCGUGACUUGGAAUAUGUCCGUCGCAUCUUAAGGCUUUUUCUUGAUGCUGACAGUUUCCUGUUUAGCUCCUUUUAGUUUAAAGAAGCUUGAAGGUUUUGUUGCUUUAGGUUUAGGCAGAAUAGCUGCUUAGUCCUCUGCAGCAGGAAAACCUUCAGGUCUGGAGCUUUUAAGGAUUUGAGCAGACAGUUGGUACUGCAGCUUUUGUCUCCCUUCCUUUCGGAGGAGAGUUUUUCCCUGAUGCAUGUGAGCAUUUCGUCAUUCUGAAGGUUGUGCAGCUACAAAGCUCCUGUCUAAAAUAUGAGUGGAGAGCUGCUUUUAUUUUUCCUCUGAAACUGCAGACGGUUUGUUUUUCUGUCUGCUUUUCAUGACGCGAACACACUGAAGCUCUGAAAGAGAAAACGGCAGAAUCUUUUGUCUUUUGGAAGCAGGUUGAACUGAAGAACGGCACAAACUUCAGCUGAAAACUGCCGGUCCUUUAACAAACGUUUUGCUGCUUUUUCUGCCAUUUCUCUUAUUUAUUUAUUUAUUUGGCCAUUUUGGGUGAAGUUCACUUCAGGAAUUGCUCUUAAACACAGACGGAGGCGUUCAUUAGGCCCACUAGCAUUUAGAACCCUUUUUUUAAAUGUAUUUAAUGUGUUGCCAUGGUUACACGUGCCUUGUUUACUGCUGGUACGCUCAUCUGUUUACAGUUUAAGAUGUUUGUCUGCUAAAGAAUAGCUUUAUUUAGUCUUUAGUGUCUAUGCAAAAGCGGACAGUCGAGUCCGAUUUUUUUAUGCCACUUAGUUUUAGUGAAACAUUUGUAUAAAAAACAAAGGAAAACGUACGUUUUUGAUCAAGUGUUCACCUCCAAACAUGUAACUCCUAAUGUUUUCCUUGGCUCACACAAACUACAAAAUGUGAGCUUUUAAAUGUAUUAAAACGUCUGAUUUUCAACGUGUUUAUUUCCUUUAAGUCAAAUUUGUUCUUUGCCUUUCUGCCACAUUUUGUCGUAAAGAGUCGCAUGUUUAAUAAAGGUUUCACUCAUGAGCAG